Molecule: messenger RNA, 1101 nt
Organism: Cylicocyclus nassatus
Lineage: Eukaryota; Metazoa; Nematoda; Chromadorea; Rhabditida; Strongylidae
Source: the annotation of a GenBank genome assembly
AUGCAUGAGCUUUCUGUAUUGUCGCAGUAUAUGCAGCGCGAGGAAGGGCUACUUGUUGACAACCUACAAAAGUGGAGAGCUCUUGUCUACAGCAUAGCAAAACGAGCUCUACUUAAAAAAACCACAAAAAACUUACUUGAGCGAGGAACCAUCGAGGCCUAUGUUAAUGACGAAAUAGAACGUAUCGAUACGGACUUCCUCAACAAAUACCCUAAUAAAGAUGACAGACUCCUUUCAGCAUACAAUCCACGAGCGUUCGCAGAUUUUUCACUCGACCGCUGCUCAGAAGGCGAUGACGAGCGGCAACAACUUCUGGACUGGCAUUUAUUCAGAGACUUGGCUCGCACCACAUCCUACGAAGAAAGCCCACCGGACCUACGCGAUCCCGAACUCACCUUAAGCCUUGAAGAUGCUCCAGAAAGUAGUGAAGGUGACUUAAGGCGCUAUAGUUUAGCAAAACGAUAUGAUAAUUUCGACUGGAACAAUGCUGUACAUUCUUCCAUUACAUGUUUCUACAACGAAAUGAAGCAGGCAUUAGAUGCCCAGCUCGUAAAUAAGCCUCAUCAGUUCAGAAAUAUUGAUCUACUGGCAUUGGAUAAGCACAUUAUACUGGAUGUGAUUGAAUUCAACGGAGAUUUCGAAAACGGGUUUGUUGACUAUGUACCGAACGCAAACUUCUUCAAUAGGGGAUGCCCCAACUGUUUCAUUAUGGAAGGCGACAUACUUGAUUCAAAUCUUCGUCAACAGCAAAUUUUGGAUUCCAUUGAAGUACUUAGCUCUGUAACAUCCCUGACCUCAAGGAUAGCAUGCGUUUCUAUAAUACUAUACUUGCGCCAUAAAAUGCGUUCUCAUCCUCCCAGCAAGCAACGCCGACCCCAAACGCAGUUUUCUGCUGCUAAAAGGCUCUCUAGAGAGGAAAGAAGUAACAUAGAGACGGAGUCUCCACACAACAUCAUGACGGUGCGACGUAAUGGGCCUAGCAUCCUAACAGUCAAACUCCAACAGUUAGCACUCCAAUGGAUGCAUCUUGCACCGGGACUUGGGCUCGAUCCGGGUGUGCCAUCGAAUCUAGCUAGAGAAGGCAGCCUCAUGAAACAGUAA